AUGAACUUCUGCUUUAGAAAUGUUUUUUGGUUUUCCCUCCCAGCUAACUGUAUUCCAGCAUGUGUUAAUGGUGGAAUUUGCAGUGUAGUGAAGGGUGUAGCCAUGUGCGAUUGUACUGGAACCGGCUAUACAGGUACUUCCUGUGAAACUGAGCUUGUGGAAAGAGCAAAAAGGUUAUCUAAUGAGCAAGUUACUGGGCAAGAAGGUAACAUAUCGGACCACAGAAGUGCCACCUUUGUGGUAUCUAAAGGUUGUGAAAAUGAAUUACAGUGCGGAGAUAGAGAUAGUAAUCCGUUGCAAUCAACAGCACAAUCAAGUUAUAAAGACUGUACUCAGUUUAGUGCUCAAGCGAGAGCCAAAUCUGGUGUAUAUGCUGUUACUGAUGGAACGGAAACGUUUCUUGUGAAAUGCGAAAUGGUAAAUAAUGAAGGGUGGACCGUUUUGCAGAAACGAGAAAAUAGCACCUCUAACUUCAAUAGAACAUGGGAGGAAUAUAAGUGGGGAUUUGGAAAUAUCAACGCAGACUUUUAG
Messenger RNA from Anneissia japonica, 531 nucleotides. RefSeq names its product fibroleukin-like. The record is from RefSeq and is a predicted model, not a curated record. Bases 1 to 531 code for a protein of 176 amino acids. Lineage: Eukaryota; Metazoa; Echinodermata; Crinoidea; Comatulida; Comatulidae. The transcript has 5 exons.